Molecule: messenger RNA, 1595 nt
Organism: Portunus trituberculatus (swimming crab)
Lineage: Eukaryota; Metazoa; Arthropoda; Malacostraca; Decapoda; Portunidae
Product: serine protease 30-like
Exons: 3
Coding region: 27-1442 (471 amino acids)
Biological process (GO): proteolysis
Molecular function (GO): serine-type endopeptidase activity
Source: RefSeq, a predicted model, not a curated record
GAGGGGUCAAUCAAGCCUCAACAGCCAUGGACGUGAGAGUCUGUUGCCUCUUGCUGUUUGUCGCCGCAUCGUGGGUGCCCAGCCUGGCCUAUGACUUUGUGAUAAGGCCCAGACACGGAGAACUCACUGUCCUUCACAAACGAGGACAAAACGCCAGCCGUGAAGACACCAUUACGCCCAAGCUGGGAAUACAACCGGUAGAUAGCAGUCAUGAAGGAACCAUUAAGCUCAAGCAGGGAGGAAACCCCCUGGCUCCCAAACUGCUUGAAAUCUUUGGGAAGCCCAGGCAGGAUGGAGACCCCGUGGAGUGCCAAGGAACAAAAACAGUAAUAGUGGGUAACGAGGGGAUCAGGAUCACCAGCCCGAAUUACCCAAACAACUAUCCCAACAGUGAAGACUGUGUAGUGACGAUUAACGCCGUGACCAAUGAAUGCAAGCUGGAGAUUAAUUGCGAUGACUUCCAGAUACAGGAUUCUGAGAAUUGCAGAAAAGACUUCCUGCUGAUUAGGGAGGAUAGAUUGACGAAGGAAAAAUUCUGUGGUAACGAGGAAUUUGUAUACAUGAGUAACAAAGAAACACUAAAACUCAGGUUCAGAUCCAAUCGGCAGAUAACAGACAAAGGAUUCUCUUGCUUCGUUCGCUCCGUAUGUCCAACGUGUAACAUAGGAUCCUGUCAGUGCGGCGUUGUUAAUUCAGCGAGGAUCGUGGGCGGGGAAGAGGUAGAUCCUCCCAACAAUUACCCGUGGCAUGUGGGAAUAAAGUUUCUUGGGAACAGUAACUACUGGUGUGGCGGCUCCAUCAUUAACGACCAGUAUGUCCUGACCGCCGCCCACUGUGUUGACGACAUAACAUCUAUAGAGGGGCUGGUGGUGGGCGUGGCUGACCACAACAUGGCAUCCACCGAUGAGGACAUACCGGACGUCACCCGCCUGGUAGCCGUUCAGGAGAUUAUUGUGCAUCCUGAUUAUAAUUCCGCGACCAUUGACAGUGAUAUAGCGCUACUCCGGUUGUCAGAAACGCUGGACGUGUAUCAAGGCGAUCAGAUUCGCCCCGUGUGUCUGCCCGCCGAUGAUUCCAGCACCUAUGCAGGUGAAAUGGCCACAGCGACAGGUUGGGGCACACUUGAAUCUGGGGGAAGUCAGUCAUCAGUACUGCAGGAAGUCACAAUGCCUAUACUGGAACCCUCUUGCCCCGGAAUGCCUUCGAGUUAUAUCACUGAAAAUAUGCUGUGUGCUGGCCUUGAAGAAGGUGGUAAGGACACCUGCCAGGGGGACUCAGGAGGUCCGCUUGUGCAAAAUUAUUUUUCCAAGUACGUGCAGGUUGGCAUCACCUCCUGGGGCUUUGGAUGUGCCGACGCUGGCAGCCCUGGCGUGUAUACGAGGGUGAGCAAGUUCCUUGACUGGAUCUGCGCUAAUACUGCUGACGCCACCUACUGCCAGUAGUGGUGCCAACACUGCUGACGCCACCUACUGCCAGUAGUAGUGCCAACACUGCUGACGCUAUCUGCUACCAGUAGUGACUCACCUUCCUACCUUGUUAUUCUGACACAUUCAGCAGAAACCCCCAAAGGUGUGAACAAUAAAAUCGCAAUAAGC